Molecule: messenger RNA, 918 nt
Organism: Penicillium argentinense
Lineage: Eukaryota; Fungi; Ascomycota; Eurotiomycetes; Eurotiales; Aspergillaceae
Product: DUF3431 domain-containing protein
Exons: 3
Coding region: 1-918 (305 amino acids)
Source: RefSeq, a predicted model, not a curated record
AUGAAAGGCGGAUUACGCUUCGCAAUAUGCGCCUCGUUCCUGUUAUUCUUCUCUUUAUACCUUUUGGAAACCCAUCUUCGAGACCUUUGCAAUCAAUAUCGCGCUGGCGCAUACUUGGUUGAUUGGUUGGAUCGCAAUGAGGAUUACCAAAGCCCUGUCCAAGGGUACGGCAACCCGGGAGAUAAGGUCAUUGUGAUGGCCAAACUGGAAGAAGAACACACUGAGUGGGUUCAGGAGGAGCUUCCGGACUGGCAACGGGCCAUUUACAUCGUCAAUCCCUCCGAAGACACGCGAUCCAAUAACGAAAUCCUGACGACCCCUACCAACAAAGGCCAUGAGUCUAUGGCCUACCUUACCUACGUGAUUGAUUACUACUACGAACUCCCAUCAACAAUCGCCUUUCUCCACGCCCACCGCGCGGGAUUUCUCAUGGCAUGGCACGUCGAUGCGCCCCUACACGACAACGUGAUUGCCAUGCGCAACCUACAACUCGACUUUGUUCAACAAAAUGGCUACGUCAACCUCCGCUGCAAUUGGAACCCGGGCUGCAAGGAAGCCCACCGCUUCAAUCGCCAUGUCACCGAGCAGGUCUGGUGGGAUGUCUUCGAGGGAACGAGCACACCCCCCUUGAAUAUGUCAUCACCGUAUGAGAUGGAGUCCUACGACCAGAGAUACAUGCGCAAGCCGACUCAAAUCGGCACAGCCUGCUGUGCGCAAUUUGCGGUUUCGCGAAGCCAGGUGCAUCGCCGGCCGCGGCAGGACUAUGUCAAAUUCCGACAGUGGAUUAUCGAGACGCAACUGAAUGAUGCUUCGUCUGGGAGGGUGAUGGAGUUCUUGUGGCAUGUGAUUUUUGGCAUGAACUCGGUAUACUGCCCCGACGAACAACUCUGUUACUGCCAGGUCUAUGGACAGUGUUGA